CCACACCCAUGGCCUGUCACAACCGCUGCAGUCCCUGCGGACCCACCCCGCUGGCCAACAGCUGCAACGAGCCCUGUGCCCUGCAAUGCCAGGAUUCCCACGUCAUCAUCAACCCUUCCCCUGUGCAGGUCACCCUGCCAGGACCCAUCAUGACCUCCUUCCCCCAGAACACCGCCGUCGGAUCCACCUCCUCCGCUGCUCUGGGCACUGAACUCAAUGCCCAGGGACAGCCCAUCUCUGGUGGAUUUGGCUUUGGUGGCUUUGGCUACGGCCUGGGAGGCCUGGGCUGCUAUGGCAGAAGACGCGGCUACAUCUGCUAAGGGCCCUCAGCACCACCCCUGACACCACCAGCUCUGGCCUCUGGCAACAGCUCCUGCAAGCAAAGUGCCUCGGCUGAUGGCCUCUCUACUCCUACCUCACACCUUCCUUCAGCUUCUUCUUUCUCACCAUUCCUUCACUUCAAUAAAUUUUUCUUGCACCACAU
Messenger RNA from Haemorhous mexicanus (house finch), 484 nucleotides. RefSeq names its product feather beta keratin-like. Gene Ontology annotation, molecular function: structural constituent of cytoskeleton. NCBI's taxonomy places the organism in Eukaryota, Metazoa, Chordata, Aves, Passeriformes, Fringillidae. The transcript has a single exon. The coding region runs from base 9 to 320 and encodes 103 amino acids. The record is from RefSeq and is a predicted model, not a curated record. Gene Ontology annotation, cellular component: intermediate filament.